Molecule: messenger RNA, 2800 nt
Organism: Physcomitrium patens
Lineage: Eukaryota; Viridiplantae; Streptophyta; Bryopsida; Funariales; Funariaceae
Source: RefSeq, a predicted model, not a curated record
AAGCCAAGUCCAGGCUCAGACCCGGACACGGCAUUCACUCGCACUGUCAAAGCUCUGAGGUACGUCGCCAAUCUUUCGGUGACUUAUCCAAUCGCCUCUCCAUACUCUUACCCUAUCAGUGCCGCGUCUGGUCAGUUCAAAUCACUCGCUUUCACACACUCCAGUUGCCUUUUACUGUAACGUCGCGAAGCUUUGGAACAAUGCAUUGGGAAUGGAGAACGUUGGGACCUUGUUGGCUUGUAGCUAGACUGCAACCAUGCAGUUUGAAUUUUUAUUAACGUUGAGACAGGUGACGGAGGAUGGGGAGUGGAGGUGGGGGACCUUGUGGAGAGUUGCGCCUGAAAGGUUAGAGAUGUUUUGAGAGGUUUGGGAAUGUGCAGAGAGGAAUUGGAGUGAAGAGUUAGUGUGUGGGUGUUGUUGGGAGAUGUGUGGGGUGCUGUAGUUUGAAGGGGGAUGACGAUUGGGUGGAUGGAAAUGUGGAGGGAUGGCGAGGUGGAGUUGUUUGAGGGCGAUGACCGACCCAGGGGUGUUUAUCAUCGCAAGCCUCCGCGGCCUCGUGGGCGGGGACGGAAAGAUGAAGUGGAGGUGAAGAGGAGCGCCGAGAGGCUAUCGACGUUCCAGAAACUGGACCGGGAGAUGGGCAGAUUUGUCAAAGCGCAGGGAGGACUGCGAAGGAACAAUGGCAUGCAAGGGUCCGAGGAGGAUAGCAGUGUGAGGGGUGUGAGACAUGGUGUGAAGUGGAAGUGGGGGUGGAUGUUUGAGCAAGACAGUCUUUACUGGGAUACGGUGCGACGACAGAAUGUGUCCGGUGGUGAGGAGGAAGAUUCAUGGCGGGCGCGGUCACAUGGGAUACUUGAUGCUGUGGAUGCGAAAGAUGGGAGCUGUGUAUAUGUCUGUGAUUCUAGCAGCGAGUUUGAAGAUGAUGGCGUUUUGCUACAUCCCUGUAACAUCGACCAUGAUUCUGCUAGCUCGGAUACGGAAUUGAAACUGCGUCGAACGCAUGCUCGUGCAAGAAAGAUGGGUGGCAGACGAAAGGAUAUGAAAUCAGAGGUUACUCGUGGCGCUGGGAAGUGUAUUCCGAGGGUCCAGAAUUAUAUGACCGACUAUGAGAAGAAUGAUUGGGAGUAUGCAACGACGAACCAAGACUGCCCUGCUGUUCUGGAGGCUAAGUGUGAAGUGUUGCAAAUGGAGAAAGACCUUGCUGAUGAAAGGUUGCGGCAUCAGAGUGCAGAAAUGGCCCAAGCUGCAGAGAUGGCGCACUGUCUGCGGUCAACAGUCCAUACUAUCCUUCAGGGAGCUAAAAGAGGUAUCGUAUCAGCUCCCUGUACGCCUGGUCGGCAUGGUGUGGAGGACAGUCCUGGUCUCCAACAAAGACUUCAGCGCGUCCAAACGUUUAAUGCGCAGCGUGAUCUUGAGGAUCAAGCCAAAAGUUUUCAGAGCAGGAUCGAAAAACUCCGACAAAGAUCUCAGCUACGAAGUGCAACCUCGUGCAUACCGAAAGGCCUUAAUCAAAAGGUGAAUAUUAGCAGCUCGUCGUCGACCACACAAGUGGUCCCAUCUGAUGGGGAAGAGUGGGCACAAGUCCAAGAAGUUUUGAAGCAAUUAAGAGGCAGGACAGGAUCCUUACAGCAGAAUUGUGAAAAUUGGGAAAAGCGGGCCUUCUUCGCUGAGGCGAAAGCUGCUUCCCUGCAGAUUGAGGAGGAGAAAUGGCGGGUGGAAGUUCAGAAAGCCAAGGAAAGAGUAGAAGACCUGGAACAGGAGCUUGUGCAAGUCAAAGCUACUCUCGAAGAAGUCAGAAAUCGCCAUGCUCUGGAGCAGAGCCGCUUGCUGGGCUCUGGCAGUAACCAUGGAUACACUUUUGUUUUGCAGCCGAUAGUCACUAAUCAUGGGAGCGCCAGAUGCAUAUGCGCCGUCUCAUCUGAUUGUGAGGGUCAUUGCCGGGACUCUGGUUUCAUCAAUCACUCAACCUGUGGUGAUCACCCUUUCGCAGCUGUUUCAAAGGAUGCCACUAUCGUUAGUGAUGAAAUAUCUGCUGAUCAUGAACCUGCAAGUGGUAUCAAUGCCAUGGCUGCACCUCAUACCCCUGUUUCUGAAGAAGAACGGAGCCAAACAAGCUCGCAAUGCAGCAGCGGUAGACACAGAUACGAAGGAGUCUUGGAAGGCGACUGGGAUGAGUCUCCAAUUAUUUCCACUAUAGAUGCUGAACAAUCCAGCGUUCACGAAACUUCGAAAUCCGAGGUGGAGAAAUCUCUGUCACAAAAGUGGUUCAAGCAAAGACCCAAGAGCAGAAGAACUGCCUGUGACGUGGGAAUCUCUGAGGGUCGUUCAACGCUUGGAAAAAGCCCCAUUACGGGCAAAAUCCAUGAAGCGGGACGGGGAUUGAGUGGGCCAAAUGCUGCUGUUCGCAGGGUGGGACCGGUGCUCGGUGGCAACAUGAAGGCGGUACCUGGCGCUUUUCUUCUCGAGAAGAGAGCACCCCUGAAAGAAAUCAAACGCAACCUUGCAACCGAAAUCGAAUGUACAUAGCUGCUUCUGGAAUGCUUUUGCGUGUGUACCAGGUUAGAGUUGACUGAAUUAUGGACACCUACCUGAGAACAGGCGAUCAUGUCAGGCUUGUAGUGAUGUUUUUUUAGUUUACAUAUCCUAACAGUAUUUGGUGCCAACGGAACUUACUGAUUGCUGUAGACUGCCGCAUCAAUCCACCAUCUAUCCAAAGACGUGGAUGCCCCAUACGUAUGAUUCAGCAUCUGUAAUGUAUAUUAUGAAUCGACGAAGGCAUUCGCAACAAAUUUGAGUUUCC